Helicoverpa armigera (cotton bollworm) is the source of this 8499-nucleotide messenger RNA. It is a transcript of the gene Hecw, whose product is annotated as Hecw ubiquitin protein ligase. Gene Ontology annotation, biological process: protein polyubiquitination; regulation of dendrite morphogenesis. Gene Ontology annotation, cellular component: cytoplasm. The coding region runs from base 244 to 5046 and encodes 1600 amino acids. The record is from RefSeq and is a predicted model, not a curated record. NCBI's taxonomy places the organism in Eukaryota, Metazoa, Arthropoda, Insecta, Lepidoptera, Noctuidae. The transcript has 16 exons. Gene Ontology annotation, molecular function: ubiquitin protein ligase activity; protein binding.
GUCAAUGUCAUCCGCUGCGGAAAGAAUCGCCUGCAUUGGAGAAAAGCCAAUUUUUUUCGAAAAUCGCUAAUAAAAAUUCACCGACAGUGAAUUUUGUGUGAAAAACUCAAAAUAUUUUUCCAAAAAGUGUAUGUUGUGGUGUUAUGUAAUAUUCCUUCUGAUAACUAUCCCAAUGGUAGGAAAAGAGCAAAAUAAAUUAAAAAACAAAAACAAUGUGUAACUAAAUCGCGUGAUCGAGGAGACAUGUCUGAGGAACAUGACGUGGAAUGUCCUAUGGAAGACGAGAAACAGACGGACGAGAGCGAGGACAAAGUGGUCGAAAAUGACGAAGUAGGCGACAAACCAGUUGACGAGAAUGCCGAAGACUGUCGAACGACGGUUAAUACCGAAGAACCAAGUGCCAACACUUCCAAAGAUGACAGUGCCAUAGAUGCCAUAGACAAAGAAACGCUGAGUAGCGAGGUGGAUGAAAAAAAGGAUGUAUAUGGUGCCAACGAGAGGACGACGCCGUCGUUGACCUGGACGGCGGAGGGCAACGAGUUCAAGAUAUCAUGGAGCCUGCCGGAAGGAACUGCUACAGAGUUCGACUACAUCGCACUAUGCUGCAUAGAGUCUGCAGACUCGGGCUCCGUCGUCGGGCGCGUGCCGGCUACCGGAUGCGCCAGCGGCGACAUAAUGUGGCUUCUUGACGAGCCUAAUCAACCUUAUGAAGACUGUGAACAACUACUAUGCUUCCGCUACUACAAUGGAGAGGGCGAGGAGUGCGCGGCAGAGUCUUCAGCACUCCCCCCUCGGUUCAAGGUGGACCUCAAGAAACUCCCCCUCCGGCUCAAGGAGGGCAUGUCGAGGAAGCGCAGCGGCGACCAGGUGUCGCCCUUCUCAUACAACAACGAGAGCUUCGAGAUGAACUCGGAGAACCCUCCCCGCGUCGAGUUCGUGCCCGGCACCAGUCACGACAUCAAACAUCUCAGCGAGAACGUCAACAAAUGCUCAAUUAGUGCUUUAGAAAGUAACGGGAACAAUCUCGAACAAACAAAAUGUGAUCCUAGUAAAUCUCUAGUUAGUAAUUUAAGCCAAGAAUCUCAAAAUGUAAAUAGUGAAUCUCGAAGUGCAACAGACUGCAAACCCACGUCGUCAGGAGUGAAGAAGAAGUGUCCUCCCCCAGUAGACACUGGUGGCGGUCAGGCAAUCCAUGGCGUCAAAAAGAAAUCAAUAGCUAAUAGUGGCUUUGACUCGCCCACUUCUCCGGGUACCGAGUAUUAUAAAAUAUGGUCACCAAAGAAUCCUUGCAAAAUAAUGAAGUUCGUUUACGACGUAGAGAGUGCGAAUGUGCCCAGUGAAGCAGAAAAGUCACCGGUGCCACCCCUGCCGCCGAGACAAUCACACAAGCCUCUCGAGAGAAUGCACGCGUUGCCCCCGCCACAGGUACCCAGACAUAGAAAGCCAAAAAAAUUAACUAAACCCGAAGACGCGUUCAACUUUGAAUUGAUAGACACGGAUGAACAAUUCUUCACUGACAAUAACAUUACAAACUCGGCCGCUUUGCAAGGAGAAUUAAAUGAUUUCAAACCAGGAGAGUUUUAUUCUGGUAAUCAGGUAGCUACGUCGUCUACGGCGAGUUUUUGGCGAGGUGGCCAAAAUGUAGCGCCCUUAGCGACGCCUGAAACUGACGGCAGCUUAUGUGAAUCCACUAUUUCGUCGAUGAAAUUAUCUAGGUUAAACGAGGAGAAGAGAUCUAAAGAUGUACCUGAUGGCGCCCCGAGCGUAAGUAGGAAUAAGAUAUUGUUUAUAAAAGAUAUAGGUCCCGAUAAUUAUAUUACUACAACAUUCGCACGGAAAGACAAACCGAGUCCUCCCAAAGAUGUAGUCGAUGGAGUGAAUCGAACGCCAAAUCAUGCCAAGUCUGAAGAAAAAGCGCAACACACGUUUUUAAAUGAUAUUAGUAAUCAUUCCGAGUUUGAGGAUGACAACAGGAAUCAGAUCGAAGAGAAAGAAAUUAUAUUAAAAGGUCACAAACCACUGACGAGGCAGAACUCUGGCCGCGCCACGCCGACCAUGAUGACGGCGUUUCUAAAUUCAUCCCACGUAGAUCCUCCAACAAGAGAGACAGAUAACAACAGUUCGAAUGGUCACAGUUCCUGUAACUCCUCGCAAUCGACGUCACCAGUCGAUGAGUCAAAUAAAAUGAUGCCAAGCGUGGGAACUAUGAUGAUGAACCGCAAGCAUUCCUGUGAUUCAUCAACACCGAAGCAUUCGAGCUUACCGAGGCAUUUGAUAAAGACUCUGGGCUGUGAGGGGACUCCGAAGCACUCGCCGAGCAAGACCCCGAACAAUGUAGAGAGUCCCGUGCGGCCACAUCCGAGGGUGCUGACUAGGGUGGCGGCGUUAGCUGGCGGGGCGGUGCCACAAUGCCCUCCCACGCCGACACAUCACGCAAGAAGACCGAGGCCACUCCCUCCUCCCGACUUACACCCUCCACCUGUACAAAACUCAGAAGGGAGAUUACACGAAAACUUUGAAAUGGUCGAGUUCACGAAUGAACUGAGAACAUCUGAGAUUAGGUCGCCAAACAUGGAGUUUGUGAACAGCAAUCACUUUACGAUAGUCCAUGCUGGUCCGCCCGAGGACGUGGUACUAAGGAGGCCGAGGCCGGUUGAUGAUAUUGAUGACAAUGACAACGCGGUGGCCUCGCCUACGCCUUUGAGGCACAUGGCGGGAAUAAGGCUGCCUUCAAUACCGGAAAGGGCAUCAAGGCAGAUGGCUUUGACGGGCGAUUUUCCUGCUAAUAUGAUUGGGGGGAUUAUUGAGUGUGAAGAACCUUUACCUGCAGGUUGGGAAGCCCGCAUGGACAGUCAUGGACGAGUGUUCUAUAUUGACCACAUCAACAGGACAACGACGUGGCAGAGGCCUGGCGUCAACGGAACCACCCCGAGGUCACCUGCCCCUGAAGUUCAAAGGCGCCAGUUAGAUCGACGGUACCAAUCAAUCCGUCGUACAAUGACGCGAACCCAGCUAUCAGAGGAGGACGCGCCCCCCUCCCCCGCGCACCCCUCCAGCUCCCGCGCCCCCGAUUCGCGACCUGACUCCCGCGCGGAUACGCCGAGAGUGAAUGAUACGUCGCAUGUGCCGCAUCCAGCUGCGUUCUUCCUUGCUAGACCUGAUUUCUACUCUAUAUUGCAUAUGAACCAGGAAGCAUCCCUCCUUUACAACGGCAACUCCACCCUCAAGCACAUGAUAUCUAAAAUCCGACGGGACACCACGUCUUUCGAGCGAUACCAACAUAACCGGGAUCUGGUGGCUCUAGUCAACAUGUUCAGUGAGUCUGAUAGAGAACUGCCGCUGGGAUGGGACACCAAGCUCGAUAGAAAUGGCAAGCGUUUCUUCGUGGACCACGUGAUGCGCCGCACUACAUUCAUCGACCCGCGCGUGCCGCGCACGGCGGCGGCGGGCCCGUUCUCGCCGCUGUUGCCGCAGCGAAGACGCCCCGCUAUCGAACCUCCGCCGGCACCAACCCCCCCUCCGAGGCCACCAGUGUCGGCUGCGGACGCGCAAGUACUUAACACGCACCAAGAGAUACCUGUUGCUUACAAUGACAAGGUGGUAGCAUUCCUCCGUCAGCCGAACAUAAUGUCGAUCCUGCGGGAACGCUGCGGCGGCUGCGGCGGUGCUCUGCGGGAGAAGGUCAACAGCGUGCGAGUGGAGGGAGCCGCCGCGCUCUGCCGCUACCAGAACGAUGUGCAGCUCACCUGCUUACUCAGCCUGUUCGAGCAGGAGAUUAUGAGCUAUGUGCCGGCGGGCGGGUGCUCCGUAGCCGCGGGCUCCGCGGGCGCUUCGCCCUCGCCAGCCGCGUCACCGGCCGCCGCGCGCAGCACGCGAGCGCCUGCUCCCCAACGCAGGGACUUCGAGGCUAAGCUACGAGCGUUCUAUAGGAAGCUUGAAAGCAAAGGCUAUGGACAAGGGCCUGGUAAAUUAAAACUCCACAUUCGCCGCGAACAUCUCCUAGAAGACGCGUUCAGAAGAAUCAUGUCAUGCGGCAAGAAGGAACUGCAGAAGGGCAAGCUCUGUGUCCUCUGGGACGGAGAAGAAGGCCUGGACUACGGCGGGCCCAGCCGAGAGUUCUUCUUUCUGCUGUCGAGAGAACUCUUCAACCCUUACUACGGACUCUUCGAGUAUUCUGCGAACGAUACUUACACAGUUCACGUGUCUCCGAUGUCGGCUUUCGUCGAUAAUCAUCAUGAAUGGUUCCGUUUCUCUGGUCGCGUGCUGGGCCUAGCACUAGUGCACGGCUACCUCCUCGAGGCGUGGUUCACGCGAGCGUUGUACCGCGCGCUGCUGCGGUUGCCGCCCGCGCUCGAAGACGUUGAUGCAUUGGACGCGCAGUUCGCUGCCUCGUUGCGAUGGUUACAGUCAGCGCGUUGCGUGUCAUCGCUGGAGCUGACAUUCGCGGUAUCGGAGCGGCUGGCGGACGGGCGGGUGCUGGAGCGGGAGCUCCGCCCCGGCGGGCGCGAGCUGGCGGUGACGGAGCGCAACAAGAAGGACUACCUCGAGCGCCUCGUGCGCUGGCGCUGCACGCGCGGCGUCGCCGACCAGACCGAGUGGCUCGUCCGCGGCUUCCAUGAGGUGGUAGACCCGCGACUGGUGGCCGCAUUCGAUGCGCGAGAACUAGAGCUGGUGAUAGCGGGCGCCCCGGAGCUGGACGUAGCCGACUGGCGGAACAACACGGAGUACCGCGGCGGCUACCACGACGCUCAUCCUGUCAUCAUCUGGUUCUGGCAAGCUAUUGACAGGUUCACGAACGAGCAGCGUCUGCGGCUGGUGCAGUUCGUGACGGGAACAUCGUCGAUACCUUACGAGGGAUUUUCGGCGCUUCGCGGCUCGACGGGCCCGCGGCGCUUCUGCAUCGAGCGCUGGGGCCGCGUGGAGUCGCUGCCGCGCGCACACACGUGCUUCAACCGCCUCGACCUGCCGCCCUACCCCACGCCGCACCUACUCCACGAGAAACUACUGCUUGCAGUCGAAGAGACCAACACCUUCGGCAUCGAGUGAACUCGUCAGCUGCACGACUCUAGCUGAGUCAAUGCCUACCUACGCCGCGCUCUCCGCUCGGUUUAUGAAUGUUACAUUAUUCCGCGCGUCACCCAGAGCGCUUCUGUAAUUUUAUACGCUUUUCCAUGAUCCUGGAAACCAACACCGGCCCUAUCUUAUCUUGGCCAUAACGUUACCAUUUUUUUUGUGGUAUGAUUAGUUAUCUGGCACGUUACGAUACCCAUGAUAAAACCACAUUUUUAACCGCAUGGUUUUAUUUUGCAAUCAAAGAAGGAAAUUAGAAAUAUUACAUACACACUAUGUAGACGUUUUCUGUAUCCUUGAAAUUAACACAAAUUGUACUUGUAAUUAAGUUUAUUCGACCAGAGUUAAGUUUACUCUAGUAUUGAAAAUACUUUGCAGCUGUAAAUAAUUGUGACUAACUACAAGUAUUGUUGUCAAUGUAUAUAAUAGUCAAUUGAUAGUGUAAUGGACAAACAAAGAUAGGAAUAUUUUAGCAGUGUAUAAAUGAACAUGUUGUAGAUGUGCCUAGGUAUUUAUUAUCAUAACUGGCCACGUAUCCUACGAGGUUUGUACUUUAUUAUCGCUUUUAUUAUAAGUGAACGUAUAUUGUGGCUGUGAAACGGGACUCAAGUCCUGUGUUUAGUAAAUACGCUUUUACGUCACUAAUUUAAUAAUAUUAUUUGUAACCUUUAUCACCCUUGAUAAGGACAGUUAAUUUUAAAUUAUAGCAGAACCUCGGAUGUAUUAUUUUAGUUGUGUAACUUUGAUUAUUCAUGGAAACUAAACCAUAAAGUUGACGCAACUUACCUGCUAAUAUAAUUUAAACUAUUUUCUGUAUUUAAUGUUUUUGUAUUUUAUUUACAAGCAACACUAGUCAGCUACAAUUAUAAUUAUCAAUAAUGUUGUUUUAACUAUUUGAACACUUGUAGUGUUUGAUAUAGCCGCUGCAUGCGGUCAUAGCUAUCUUGUUCUGUAUCACAUAUAAAUAUAACAUUUCUACUAUAAUUAUACCUACUUACAUAUUGAAUCAUGGAUGUGAAAGUAACAGAUCAAUAAACAAUAUUAUGUUCCUUUGUUAAACAUUUAUUAUGAAUUAGAACAGUUGUAUAGUAAGUAUUGCUGCGAGUGCAGCGCACAGCUGUCACCACAGCAACAUGCAGAUAUAGAACAGUAGUGUGUCUCCUAAUGUAAAUAUAUUUAUUGUGCUUAUCAAGUCUACACUCCUGUGUAAUUAAUGUUUAUUUUUGUAAGUAAUAAUUCUAUUAUGUUGAAUAUUUAACUCAUGUGUAUUGUUUUGUAUCUCUAAAUUUUAAGUAAAUUGUUUUUGUGUGAAAGUGAUAAAAUGUGUCAAUAUACAACAUUACUUGAUGCCUAUUGGUUUCAUUUACCCUUUUAGCUAGCCACUUGUGCAACUACAGAUUAUGAUUCUUAUCACAUUACUAGACUAGAGAGGCAGGGGGAGGAAGCAAAAUGACAGGAAAAUAAUUAAGAGAAAUAUCACACAUACAAAAUGUUUAUUUUUCUGAAGUUGUGUAACAACAAAAAUCAACCUUGUUAUUUUUAAGACCUUAUCUUUUAACAUAUAUCAACUAUUUACAGUUCCCAAAGUCUGCAUUUGUCAACACAAACUCAUGAUAAAAAAUGCAACAAGGGUUACUUUCAUGUUCUACUCUAAAUUGUGACAGAGUUAAUUCAUAGCUUGUCACAGUCAGUAAGUUUUAAAAUCCUUAUUCCAUAAUAAAACUCAGUUAAAUCAUAAGCUGUGAUUACAAUAUGAUAAAAGCUACUGUUAUUAUAGUUCCGUAUGCAUACUGUAGCUAUGUGAAUCCAAAAUUAAAACUCUUAAAAAUUAUCCUCCCCCUCUACAACAUCCUAUGUGAUUCGCGAGCACGACUAGUCAACCCCCAUAUCAAUAACUAUGAAAUUUAACCUGAUAAAGUCAAAUAGUAAAUUGAAAGGUGGUUUCCGAAGAAAUCAACUAAAUUUUAAUGUAAUAUAAUACACGCUCGUGUAAAUAUUUUGUAUAUUUACUUCAAAAAUAACGGUACAUACAAUAUUUUUAAUUUGUAUCUCUAUCGAAAGGGAGAAGAACGAAGGCUCACUGUGAGUCUAGCCAAGAGAGGGAAAAUCCUUGCUGUCAUCGACCUUGGGCGGAGCGGCCUGAGCACGCAGCGGCGGGCGCUCCUCCACAACCUCGGGCUCGCGCGGCGGGCCUCGGCCCCGGCCGCGACCGCGUCCGCGCCCGCGCCCGCCGGUACCGCCGCGCCGGGCCGUGUCGUUGAACGUGAACUCGAUGCCGAGCACACGCUUUUGGCGGCCCACGCGCUGCGGGUAGUCGGCCAUGUCGAACUCGUCAUCGCUGUCAUCGUCCUCACCUCUUUCGCCUUCCUUCUUCUUCUCGAGCAUGACCAGGUUCUUCCACUGGCUCAAGUCCUCACCCUCACCGGCCUUUCGCAAGUUGUACUGCGGUUGCGUGCGCUGGGCAUUUCGGAGCGCCUUAUACUCGUCGAGCGUGAGUUCGCGCGGUUCCUCUUCGGUGGGAGCGGCGGCGCGCUCAGCCUCGGGCUGCUGUCCGUCGCCGGCGCCGGCACCAGCAGCAUCAGCCACUUUCUCCUCAGCUACCUCACCUUCGGAUCCGGUCUUGUUGAGCUCGUCAAUCUCGUCCUUGAGAGUGCCCCAGUUAUGAGGGCCGGCGCCCUCACGCUUGUCAACCGGCUUCACACCAGUCUUGUCCGAGCCGGAUCUCCUGUCAAACUCGCGCUUGCCUCUAUUGUCGUACGGACGCGGCCCGCGCGGUCCGUCGCGAGGUUCACGCGGUGGCCUCGGCCCACGGCGCUCAGCUCCAUCAGGAUUGUCGCUGAAGUUGCGGCGCUCGUAAUUAGGCCUGCGGUCGCCGAACUCGCGGCGAGGUGGUCGAGGAGCUCCCUCCUUGUUCUCAACGGCACCGUUCUGCGGCCGAUCCUCACGGCGACGCGGAGGUGGACGUUCGGUGUUACGCUCGUUAGGUCUGGCAGGACCUUUGGCCUUCUGUUGCUCACCGCUCCUGUUUUCUUGAGACUUAACAUUUUGGGUUUCCUUGAUUCCCUUCCUGGUAGCGGGAGCGCCACCUUUAGGUUUGGUCUCAGGUUUGCCCUUGUUCUCCUUUUCGGCUUCUUUGGUCUUCUUUUUGAGCUCCUUCGCUUGCUCUCGCGCUUUUAACGCAUCAAGAGGAUCGGACUCAUCGUCCAAGAAAAGAGCGUAUCUGUUAACAACCCCCACACCGUAGGAAUUCUCCAUUGUGAUCCUCUUGAUGAUUUAAUCACACAAUAACUGGAUGUUGGUGGAUUAUUUUCACGCACUUUAGUAAGGCGACAUUUUGUCUUAUUUUAUUGAUUUCAUUUAAUAUGGCGGACGUAAGCGAACGCACCUAAUACGCCAUAUGACGAAAAGGAAUAGAGAAAAGAAUGAAAA